Molecule: messenger RNA, 3078 nt
Organism: Emiliania huxleyi CCMP1516
Lineage: Eukaryota; Haptophyta; Isochrysidales; Noelaerhabdaceae
Exons: 2
Coding region: 1-3078 (1025 amino acids)
Biological process (GO): chloride transport; transmembrane transport
Cellular component (GO): membrane; intracellular membrane-bounded organelle
Molecular function (GO): voltage-gated chloride channel activity
Source: RefSeq, a predicted model, not a curated record
AUGAUCAUUGGAACGGCGCUCGUUGCACCGCUGCCAUUGGAUGCAGCUGCCGACAGUAGUCCUCUGACUCAGACGCCCUCGGCGGAGCCAGUCGCGGCUACACUUGUGCCGGUCGAGCUCCAGGCAUCGCCGCUGCUGGCGCCGUUCGCCAACCUCCGCGAGCUCCGCCUCGCUGACCGAGGCGGUCCCAGCCGCUCCUCCACGCCGCCUCCGCCACAGAGCAACUCGGCGUCGUCCUCAGAGGCCAUCCGGGCGGACGCGACGAUAAUCUCGUACGAAGAGGAGCAGCAGGAGCUUGAGCGGCGAGCCGAGUACCGGAUCGCCCAUCACAAGCUCUCUGUCCUCGAGAGGCUCGAUCGCGUGCGGCGCGGGCAGCACUCUCGGAGCAUGGCGCACGACUCCCCGUCCUCUCCGCGCGCGCCUGACGACGACGACGUCGACACCACCGACGAACCACCUUUGCUGGUUGCGCGCAGGAGGUCGCUCGGCGGAGACGCGAUGGCGCACGCCGACGCUGGUCGCCGACGGGCGGCGGCGAGUGACUCUGGGGGGGCAACGCUCUGCGAGAUUGACGCGGCGGCCAAUUUUGCGGCAGCUCCGCGCUGCGAGGAGCCCCGGAUUCGUGUUGGAAGCUUCGAGAGGGAGUCGUCGCAGUUCGAAUCGCUCCAGUUUGAGGACGAGGAGUCCAAGGUACAUCUAGAGCUGCGUGCCGACGAUUCCGAAUCCUCAGGCUUCGCCCUCGUGCUUGUUUCGUUUGCGCUCACGCUUGCCAUCGGCUUCAUCCUCGGCUCUAUCUCCACCCUUAUCACGCUCACAGAGUCGUGGAUCUACGAAGGCCGUAAGCAGCUCGUCGAACGUGUGAUGUGGCCGUGCGGACAGGCCUGCGCGGAAACGGAGGCGCGCCCAACCGCUGCCUUUUUUGCAUACCUCGGCGUCAACCUGGGACUGGUCCUGGCCGCCGCACUGCUAACUACACUCGCACCGCGAGCUGCCAUGUCGGGUCUCCCGCCGCUCAAGGCUUACCUCAAUGGCACGCGCGUGAACGACCUUCUUUCGGUACGGACCCUCAUCGCAAAGGUCGUCGGCAUCACUCUGAUCGUCUCGACAGGCUUGCCGCUUGGCCGCGAGGGUCCGAUGGUUCACACGGGUGCGAUUGUCGCGGCGACCCUCUCCCGCCUGCGCGUUCGCCCGAUGCCACGCCUGCUCCUCGGCCUGCCGAGUCGCCAGCGCACCUGGAUAGGGAUGGGCUGUGCGGCGGGUGUUGCUGCCGCAUUCAACGCGCCAUUAGGCGGGAUCCUCUACGCCUUUGAAGAGGUAUGCUCCCACUGGUCUGCUUCGCUCACUUGGCGCUCCUUCUUUUGCGUCGUGAUUGCAGCCUACACCUUCAAUACAUUCAUUCGCCUGUACGUCGAUGGGUCGGAUGGGAUCGCGGAGGGACAGCCCGGGGACACGGCGGUCGUCAACCAGGCGCUCAUCACCGAUAGCUUCAUCAUCGGCCUGGACGCCGAGGGUAGCCACAAUUACGGGUACUCGGAUUUUGGCUGGCUGGUCGUGAUCGGCAUUGUCGGUGGCAUUGUCGGCUCGCUCUACACACGAGCGGUGAUCUUCGGUGUCUCUUCACGCAUCCGCCUUCUGGGCGGGCGCCCGCGCUUGAAGGUGCUCGACGCUCUUCUCUGGUCGACGAUUGCGUUUUGCACGUUCUACUGGGCGGGCGCCUUCUCAGAUUGCACGGCCUGCCCACCCGAGUCGUCCUGCUACGGCGGGGGCACAAAUGCAACCGCCACGGACCGCAUGCUGCAAGAGCUCCCCGCCACGUCCCGCGGGCGGAGGCUGGCGGGCGCAGGCGGUGGGCUUGUUUUUGUCCAGCACUGGUGCGAGGAGGGGGAGUACAAUGAGCUGGCCACGCUCUUCCUCUCGCCACAGGAGGGUCUGAUAAAGCACUUGCUGCAGCGCACCGAGGUUGAGGUCACGCCAUCCGCCUUGGGCAUCCUGCUCGCUCUCUACACCGUGAUCGCGGUCCUCGUGUUCGGCAUCGCGGUUCCGGCAGGCAACUUUAUUCCCGCGCUCACCAUCGGCGCAGCCAUGGGGCGUCUCCUCGGCGAGGUGUUUCCGGAUGACAGCGACCCGGGGCGGUUCGCGCUGAUGGGCGCCGCUGCGGUCCUCUGCGGGGUGACACGAAUGACCAUCACCCUUGCCGCAAUCCUCGUCGAGGUGACUCACGACGUGGGCGCGCUCCUGCCGCUCAUGUUCACGCUCGCCGUCUCCAAGAUUUCGGCCGAUCUCCUCGCGCCGUCGUUCGACGACGGCAUGAUGCACGCGCAGCGGCUGCCCUUUCUCGAGGAGGAGCCGCCGCACGAGCUCGCUCUGCUCACCGCGCGCGACGUCAUGUCUGACAAGGUGAUCGUGCUGCGCGAGGUCGAGCGCGUGGGCGAUCUCCUGGCCGUCCUGCGUCGAUGCCGGCAUUCGGGAUUCCCAGUCGUCGAUACCGGCCGAUCCAACCAGUGCACCUUCUUCAGUGGUCUCAUUCUGAGGCGACACCUGCUCUUUCUGAUCAGCUCGCGUGCGUGGGAGUACGAGGUGCUGGGCCUCGCCGUUCCGAUCAAUGAUAAGCUUGCCUUCGUCGCGUCCGGGAGCGGCAACGCUGCUGGCGAGGACGCGCCCGUCUCGUCGCUGCACAUCUCGGAUGAAGACCGCGACCAACUCUUGGACUUGAGGCCUUUCAUGGAUCCAUGCCCCUUCUUGGCAAACGAACUAAUGCCCCUUCACCGCGUCUACAGACUCUUCGGUGGCCUCGGCCUGCGCCAUCUCCCAGUGGUCGACUGUCGCGAGCAGGUCGUCGGCAUGAUAACACGAAAGGAUGUGCUCCCCGACAUCAUCGAGGAACGAGUACUCGCCAAGUCGCAGGCGCGCCAACCCAUGUUGGACACCACGAGCUUCCCCGACGACAGCUGUGGUGAGCUGUACGGUGGCGGUGAGCACGGAAAGCCGCUUCAGACGUCGGAGCCAGGUGGCGGUCUGCCCACCAGCCCAGCGUUCCCCGAGCCUGCGACCGGCGCUCACCACGAUAGCACCUACUAA